ACUAGAAUUUACCUACCUCACUACCAUAUCUUUUUUCUUUUCGUUUCUGUUCUUUUGGCUGGGAAAGAAAAUCGUAAAAAAGAUCAUACAUAAAGAAGGAGGAAGAAGAAUUAUGUGGGCUACGUCUCCCGCUGCUUCCUUACCUUACUUGCCUGCCCCCAUACCCAUACAUACCAGGUAUCCUUUUCCCCUCAACGUGCGUUUACCUCGUCACCCAGCCGCCUCCAACCAAGAUGAUGGAAAGGAAAUAAGUGGGUCCGACGUGCUAUGGGCUCUGCAGAGAGCAGCCGCCCACAAGAAGAAAGCCAACCGAAAGAAGAAGGGUUCAGCAUCAUCACCUGAACCCACCCAAAGACUGGAGGAUACCAUCGAUUACACUAAUGUCAAGCCCUUGCAGAUAAGGACUGAGUGGAGCCUUAAGCUGGAUGAGCUGGAAGAGCGUCUUCACGUGCUCCAACAGGAAGGCACCACUUAAAUUAAGCAUCUCCUUCUUUUGUGAUAACCGAUAUGUUUGAUUUUUACCUGGAAACAUAAUUCAAGUGUACCCAAAAUUGCAUAAUUUUCUGCUCAUCUUUUUCUUUGUUAUGACCAGCUUAAGAAUUUUGCUCA
Gossypium raimondii (Peruvian cotton) is the source of this 609-nucleotide messenger RNA. RefSeq lists its product as uncharacterized. The record is from RefSeq and is a predicted model, not a curated record. The coding region runs from base 113 to 475 and encodes 120 amino acids. The transcript has a single exon. Lineage: Eukaryota; Viridiplantae; Streptophyta; Magnoliopsida; Malvales; Malvaceae.